Messenger RNA from Dicentrarchus labrax (European seabass), 7452 nucleotides. RefSeq names its product oxysterol binding protein 2b (gene osbp2b). Gene Ontology annotation, molecular function: cholesterol binding. The record is from RefSeq and is a predicted model, not a curated record. The coding region runs from base 398 to 2737 and encodes 779 amino acids. The transcript has 16 exons. NCBI's taxonomy places the organism in Eukaryota, Metazoa, Chordata, Actinopteri, Moronidae. Gene Ontology annotation, cellular component: cytosol; intracellular membrane-bounded organelle; membrane.
CUGCUGCCAUGGACUGUUUGGCACUGUCGCCAUGGAAAUCCGCGUUGUUUUGGUGACAGCCCUAUCAGAUGAUAAUGGAGGCCAUGUAAGGAAUAUCCUUUCUAUCCGGUCCAGCUCUGUGCUCUGAAUCCUCUGCAGUCUGCAUCAGCAAAGUGUCUUGGCAUCACUUCUCGUCCUUCCUUUCGGUGUCCAUUCCGGCGUCAUGUGAAAGAGGGUUCACGGUGGUCUCUCUCGCCCUGGACCGGACCCUCCUUUUCUCCUCCCCCUCCCCACUGUCGAGCUCCCUCCCUCGUCAGUGCCGACGUCCUCGCUCAGGUAGACCCGGUGGGGUGGUGUCCCUGUCCCCGCUGUCCCCGGUUUAUCCUGCACCCUUCUUCGGCGUGCGGCGGAGCGGAGGAUGAGCGAGCAAGGGAAGGGCUCGGCAUCCGCCUCUGCCGCGGCCCCGGCGCCAGGUUCGGAUACUUACAAAGGCUGGCUUUUUAAAUGGACCAACUAUUUGAAAGGGUACCAGCGGCGAUGGUUUGUCCUCAGCAAUGGCCUGCUUUCAUAUUACAGAUCGGUGGAUUUGUGUUUUAUGAGGAUGUGUGCGCAGGGGACUGACAGGACGCAGGCAGAAAUGGCCCAUACGUGUCGUGGAACAAUCAACUUGGCCACGGCGCACAUCGACACAGAGGACGCCUGCAACAUUGUUCUGAGCAGCGGUGGCCGCACUUACCACCUGAAGGCUAGCACGGAAGUGGAGCGACAGAGAUGGGUCACUGCGCUGGAGUUGGCCAAAGCUAAAGCCAUCCGCAUGAUGAACGAUCAGUCUGAUGACUCUGGGGACGAGGAGCCUACAUCCCAGUCGGACCGGAGCGAGAUUCAGGGCACCCUAAAGAUACUUGUCAGCAAGCUUGAUGACCUCAGCACGUGUAAUGACCUGAUCGCCAAGCAUGGGGCGGCCCUGCAGCGUUCCCUGAGUGAGCUCGAGGGUCUGAAGGUCCCUGUGGAGGGAGGGGAGAAGAUCAAGGCAGUCAAUGAGCGAGCCACCCUCUUCCGCAUCACUUCCAAUGCUAUGAUCAAUGCGUGUCGAGACUUCUUGGACCUAGCAGAGACUCACAGUAGGAGAUGGCAGCGGGCGCUGCAGUAUGAGCGAGAGCAGCGUACCCACCUAGAGGAGACCAUUGAGCAGCUAGCCAAGCAGCAUAACAGCCUGGAGCGAGCGUGGAGAGAAGCACCCACGCUUGUUUCUACCGCACCUAGUGCCCCUACCACCAACAAGGGGAGUGAGAGGCUGCGCAAAGAAGAGGCAAGUGAUGAAGAUGAGGAUACUGAGUACUUUGAUGCCAUGGAGGAUUCCCCUGCAUUUAUCACAGUGACUGCUGCUGAGAACACACAGCACAGGCGAUCUCAGAGUAAUUUGAGUGGAGCAAGCGGAGGUCAGGCCAGUGACUGGAACCAGGACGACCAUAUGUCUCCGAGCUAUAAUGAUGUGUCAGGGAAGGAGCUGCAGCCCCGCAGACAGAGGCGGACUCAUGUCCCAGACAAGCCCAACUACUCCCUCAAUUUGUGGAGCAUAAUGAAGAACUGCAUCGGCAAGGAGCUCUCCAAAAUUCCCAUGCCUGUAAACUUCAACGAGCCUCUGUCAAUGCUGCAGCGUCUCACUGAAGACCUGGAGUACCAUGAGCUCCUGGACAAGGCGGCGCGCUGCGACUCCUCCCUGGAGCAGAUGUGCCUGGUCGCUGCCUUCUCCGUCUCGUCCUACUCCACCACGGUACACCGGACAGCCAAGCCCUUCAACCCCCUCCUGGGCGAGACCUACGAGCUUGAUCGCCUGGAGGACUUUGGUUACCGCUCGCUGUGUGAGCAGGUGAGCCAUCACCCUCCUGCAGCUGCACAUCAUGUGAUUUCCCAACGAGGCUGGACCCUGUGGCAGGAAAUCACCAUCGCCAGCAAGUUCCGUGGCAAAUACCUCUCCAUAAUGCCUCUGGGUGCCAUUCACCUGCAGUUUCACUCCAGCGGGAACCACUAUGUGUGGAGAAAGGUCACGUCCACAGUGCACAACAUCAUUGUGGGCAAAUUAUGGAUUGAUCAGUCGGGGGACAUUGAGAUUGUGAAUCACAGGACCAAGGAGACCUGCCAACUCAAGUUCUCUCCCUACAGUUAUUUCUCCAGGGACGUUCCACGGAAGGUGACAGGUGUGGUGGCAGACAGUGGGGGCCAGGCUCACUACAUCCUCUCUGGCACAUGGGAUGAUAAAAUAGAGAGUGCCAAUAUCAUUCAGAGCAGCCGAGGGGGGAGUGGAUCAGAGGGCAAGCAGAAGACUGUCUAUCAGACGUCGUCCCCAAAACUGCUGUGGAAGAAAUACCCUCUCCCGGAGAACGCUGAGAACAUGUACUACUUCUCAGCGCUGGCACUGACCCUGAAUGAGCAGGAGGACGGAGUUGGACUGACCGACAGCCGUCUGAGACCAGACCAGAGACUGAUGGAGGAAGGACGAUGGGAUGAGGCAAACUCAGAAAAACAGAGGCUAGAGGAGAAACAAAGAGCCGUGAGGAGGAGGAGGGAAGCGGAGGCCUCAGACGCUCUGGAUGACGAGUGUGAUUAUGACUCUGGCAGAGAAUACGAAGGCUACCAGCCGUUGUGGUUUCAACAAAGGAGGGACUCAGUCACUGGAGAGACAAACUUUGUGUACAAGGGAGGUUACUGGGAGGCGAAGGAGAGGCAGGACUGGAGCAUGUGUCCUGACAUCUUCUAACCCAGGAACUCUACCCGGAUCACUCCUAACCUCAUCGGACAGGGAACUGCUCUGCCUCUGGUCCUUAAGCAAUGGGGCGUAGCUGGCUUAUGAGCACCAUGUGGACCUUUUGUGAGCAUGAGAAUGUGUAUGUUUCACACACUCUCGGAUUACACUGUACCUCCAAAUGUGCACUCUCAUUCUGUUUUUACUAUGGGGGGAAAAAGAAGGGGCGUUCCCUGAGUAGUCCUUUUUGACACUAUACUGGAACAGGAGUGAGAUAAUGUGUGGAUGUGAGGUGGUGUUGGAGUUGCAACACCACAAAAUAAAGGCACCUGCACAUUUCUGAAAUCAGGUGCUCUCUAAAUCCUACUCACAAUGCACUUUUCUGUGUUCACCCCAUUUGAGAGUUUUACCAAUUAGACAGACACCCACAUCAAAGCAGCUCAUGAUUAUAGACUGACAACUAACAGGCACAUAGAAACAGAACAGUGCUGAAGGUUACAAUUAGGGGCCUCAUUCUCUGUUUUAUUCAGCACUACUUAAAUGAUGCUAGGCCUACUUUAUUAAAUCAGUUCCCUCUUUUUCUUCAUGGGAAUAUUUUCAAGUGCUCAUUAUUUGCCCCUUUUCUAUGAAAGAGGCUAAAGCCUGAAAAUGGUGUCUGGUGUCUAUUAGAUUUUAUUAUUAAUUAUGCAGAAACAAAGUGUUCAAAAUUAAUUGUAUAAAUAAGACAUUCUGAAAAACAUAUUUGUAUAAAUAACUACAGCCAAGAUAAGUAACAUGACCUUGUGACAUAAUCUAAUACAUUUUAAAUACUUCUUUUACAGUAUUUCAUGCUGCUUGUUCAGUUUUAGUUUCAUUCAGUUUUAUUUUAAUCCUGCAGUUUCUAUAAAUUAACUAUAGUUAUUUCAUUUCAUAAUGCUAUUUGGGAUUUAAGUCCUGAGACAAACAGGGAAGAGCCACCUAUGUGAUUGACUUGUGACGUAUGAAGUAAAACGGUCACUGGAAAAAAUGACAUUGUGAAAUAAAUACAAACUUUGGAAAAAGGAUAUUUUUAAAAUAAGAACUGUCUGAAAGAAGUAAAACUGAUCUGGAAAUAAAUUAUCAGAAAUUAGCAUGUUGAAAUAACAUAAAAGAUCUUUUUUAAAUGUAUUGAAUUACUUCACAAUUUUAUAGUAUUGUUUCCUAUUUUGUCUGCAUUUAUUAUUAUAACUCUUUCCUGUAUAAUAUCUUAUUUACUUAUUUAAUUUUCAACACUUUGGCUCUCCAUAAACAACAUCUUAACAUCUCUUUCUUAUACAGUAGAGGCUGAUUUAUCUGAACUGAUGACUGAUGAAAUAUGCAGCAGUGCAGAAAUAUAUUUUACUUGUUGUGAAUGUUGGGAGUUUCCCUCUAGAUAUAUGAAAUGGCAGUCUUUUAAGUAGUCAAUUAGACUAUAGUCCAUGUAGAGAUAAUAUGACGGCUUGAGACAUUUAAUUUUUUGAAUAUAAAUUGCCUCUAAGCUUCAAUGCGUUUUAGUCAUCUAAACAUGCUUGAGACAUCUUCCAUUUGUGAUUCUGAUUAGUAAAAUUCUGCAGUAGUCAGUCCUUUAGUUGUGACACAUUAGUGCUCCAGUACAACACUGAACAUCCAUGUCACUCUAAUAGGAACCUCCAUUAAAGAACUGAAUAAGCACUUUUCACUGUGGUUGACCAUAGGUUAGUACAUAUCUCUGUGUUGAUGUUGAGAAAAUUUCACUCUGUACUUUUUACCUUGUCCUCUGGUGCUCUCCCAUAGCAACACAUACCGUAUCCUUGGUGACCAUUUCCAGUGACAUCAUUCUCAGUAAUCAUACAUAGUAUUAAGUCUGCACCAAAACACUGAGACAUUCAGUAAUUAAUUACCACCCAGUACAGUACAUCCAGGAACGUGUAGGUUUCUAUAAUGUGCAUUGCACUAGCUCCACAUCCUCCGUCACUCACGUUUCCACUAGAACUACUGUACGUGACACUGGAGCAGUUUCUCUGAGCAGUCCAGAGUGGCUUCAGCUGACAGGAGGUCAGAGGUUAUAGCAGCAGACAGGGCUGGUUCCUGUGGCUCACCACUGUGCAGUCAGCUCCAGCCACAGAGGACUCCUGCAGCUGCCGCUCCUGGCUCAACACAGCCCACGUAUGUGUAGUCCUUUCAUUCAGUGUUGUGGGCAUGCUGAUCUGGGAUCAGCUCACGAAAGGUACCCUCAGUCUUUUGCCUUUAAUUGACUGAACAAGGGAGAGUCCCCGACCUGUGCACUACACGUCUCCGGUGACAAGAGUUUUGAAAACCAGUUAGUAUUUUUUUGUAAUUAUUGUUAGGAAUGUAGAAUUCAAGGCUGGAGGUAUUGUAUCUACCGUCUGGUCUAUUUGUGUGAAUAUUUUGUGAUAAACGAAUGAUAUUGUAAAAUGAAGAAUAAUUAUACUAAUCUGAGUAUUAAGUUAUCUGUACAGCAUAGUUCAAAUCUGAAAAAAAAAAAAAAAAAAAAGACUGAAUGAGCCUGAAGGAUUUGCUGUAAUUUUAACUUUUAAUCCAGAUUGAUUCUGCAAAGAUGGAUGUUAACUCUGAGGCACCCUCAAUUUGGCUGCAGAUUUCUUGUUUUAUAUUUCCAAAAACUGUCUUAACACACUGAAAAUAUUUUUUUAUAGAGUCCUUGAUACUAGCACAUUAGCAACCGUAGUUCAGUGAUGAUUACAUUGGUCAACACAUCUAACAGUUCCUCUGCUGUGCAGGCCAUAAAGAUCUAUAAAGUGCACUGGAAAAUAAAUAAACUCACAUAGAAUAAUCAAAUAGGGAGAUUUUCAGUGUGAUAAUAUGAGCUGGUAAAAGGUUUAUCUGUGAGAUUGUUCGCUUAAUAAUUUGAUCGUGAAGUAAAUGAUGAUUGAUGCGUCUUCUUUUUGUUUUGCACAAAUAUGCUUCUGCUCUUUUACAUAAAAUGUUUUAAUGCAUUUUUGAUUUGUGGUUGUCACGAGCACAGUUUGAUUAAUCACUAAAUCUCUUGUGCAGGAUGACAUGCUUAAAGAGAUUUUUGGAAAUGCAUGUAUUUGCUUUUUCUAGCUCAGAAGACUGAUACCUCUCUAAUGUGUUUACAGUAAAUAUGAAGCUGGAGCCAGCAGCUGGUUAGUUUAGCUUUGUAUCAAGACUGGAAACAGGGAGAAACUGAUAGCUCUGGCGCUGUAACAAAAACCGCCAACCAGCACCUCUAAAGUCAUAAUUAUUACAAUUUGGGUUUUUACAAAUUACACGAACAAGAGCAUGUUUAUUAGUGAGCUUUAGAGAUGCUGGUAGGUGGAAUUUUCUACCUUCAGACAGAACCAGGCUAGCUGUUUCCCUUUGUUUCCAGUAUGUAAGCUAAGCAAAGCUAACCGGCUGCUGGCUUUAGCCUAAUGUUAAACAGACAAACAAGAGAGUGGUAUCAAUCUUUCAAAGUGUACUUCCCAAAAUGUCUAUAACUAUUCCUUUGAUUUACUACUGCUUUGGUUCUCCUCUUGUCUUUCCACUCCACAUAGAUACAAGCUAUUGGUACAAGAGGUUGUAUCCACUUAAACUCAUAUCAAGGGUGUCACAUAUAAAGAUGGACACUGUUGCAGCAACGUAUUUAAUUUUAUCUACGUGGAAAAAUUGUCAAUUUAAUCCUGUAUCGUCAUGCACAGUCGUGACACCUGAACGAACACAGGUCACCGCUGAAUGGUGGCGCAGAAAGUUAGUCUGUGAUUUCCUUUCUCAGCGAUCAAUUUGAGGUUACUAGAGAUUUACUUUAAUAUACUGUUUUUGAGAUGAUUUUAUAUUUGAGAGUACAUGUUAUAUUUUGAAUGAUAGUGGAGAGCUCAUCAUACGUUUUAAUCAAUGUAUUUCCAAAUAACGUGACCUCAGUACUCGCCUACUGAAGUUGCCUCAGUGAGGGCCUGUACAGUAUAUCGGACAGCUGUAGCAAUAACGCAGCGAGGCGUAGAUUUGUCACUUCAUGGCUGUUGUUGCUUCAAACAGAACAGCUGUCGGCCUCAUGCAGAAAGGGGAAAAAAAACAACCAACCAAAGUGUAUGUGGAGAGUGUACUGUAGAGUAAAAUAAAAACCCCUCUUCAUCUGCCUUCCCAGUCUCAGAGGGUUCUAAUGUAAACCCCCUUUCCUCGUUUCUCUCAUUUCAGCUCAACCAACUCUUAAUUCACUGUGGUGUGAUUUUAAUCUUUUAAUUUGUAUGCUUUUAUUUACUGUUCUGAUUUCUACCUUCUCACGGGUGCCAUUAUUCUUACGUUGGUGUUUUCAUACUGUUUGUAUGCGUGAUGAGCUUGAUUUGUGUGCGUGUGCGGCACACACUUCCGUCUCAUUUAAUGCUGCUCAGUUUUGAGGCAGAACUAAUGAAGCUGGGGAGUCGUCUUGCCUUGUCUAAACUGAACCCUGCUUCUCCUUGGACUGUGCCUCGCGGCUCUGUCGUGAGAUGGUGGUGAUGUUAAUAAUCUGUAUGAUGAUGAAAGUUAUGAGACAAAUCACAACAGCGGCCUGGUACAGGAGGUCAAAGGUGAUUGACCUGCCUUGACUACUCUUACUCCCCAAAUACGUGCAGGUGUAUUCAGGUGUAACUGCGGAUUCAACUGAGGUUUUGCUUCUGUUUUUUUUUUAAAUUGUGUAUUUUCUCCCUUAAUUUAUACUCGUAUAACAUUGUCUUUAAACAACAAAGACACAAUAAUGAAAAAAAGAAGAUAAUAAAGUUGUUAUUGUUGACAGUGGA